This is a messenger RNA of Chironomus riparius, 2397 nucleotides long. The record is from the annotation of a GenBank genome assembly. Lineage: Eukaryota; Metazoa; Arthropoda; Insecta; Diptera; Chironomidae.
AAUUGAAGAAUAAAAGUCAAACAAGACUAAAGUGUGCUAGUUUAAAAUAGUUUAAUUAGAUCUCAAAUCCUUAAAUUAAAUACUUUAAAGUGAUUAAAAACGUUAAUUAAUAAUCGAAAACAUUGAAUAAAGAAAAAGAUGGCUACAAAAGCUCCAGCAGUCGGUAUCGAUUUAGGAACAACCUAUUCAUGUGUCGGAGUUUUCCAACAUGGAAAAGUUGAAAUUAUUGCCAAUGAUCAAGGUAAUCGUACAACUCCAUCGUAUGUCGCAUUCACCGACACUGAAAGAUUAAUUGGUGAUGCUGCCAAGAAUCAAGUUGCUAUGAAUCCAACAAACACCAUUUUUGAUGCCAAGCGUUUGAUUGGACGCAAAUUCGAUGACCCAGCAGUUCAAUCUGACAUGAAGCAUUGGCCAUUCGAAGUUAUUAGUGCCGAAGGAAAACCAAAAAUCCAAGUUAUGUACAAGGAUGAAGCCAAGAACUUUUUCCCAGAAGAAAUUAGCUCAAUGGUUUUGACAAAGAUGAAGGAAACAGCUGAAGCAUAUUUGGGCAAGACUGUCACUAAUGCUGUAAUUACGGUUCCCGCCUAUUUCAAUGAUUCACAACGUCAAGCUACAAAAGAUUCAGGAACUAUCUCUGGAUUAAAUGUUUUACGUAUUAUUAAUGAACCAACUGCAGCCGCUAUUGCUUAUGGAUUAGAUAAGAAAGCUGUAGGAGAACGUAAUGUUUUGAUUUUCGAUCUUGGUGGUGGAACUUUCGAUGUUUCCAUUUUGUCAAUUGAUGAUGGAAUCUUUGAAGUAAAAUCAACCGCUGGAGAUACUCAUUUAGGUGGUGAAGAUUUCGAUAAUCGUUUGGUUAAUCAUUUCGCUCAAGAAUUCAAGCGUAAGCAUAAGAAGGAUUUAACAUCAAAUAAGAGAGCACUUCGUCGUUUGAGAACAGCAUGCGAACGUGCAAAGAGAACUCUUUCAUCAUCAACUCAAGCUAGUAUUGAGAUCGACUCUUUAUUCGAAGGUAUUGACUAUUAUACUUCAAUUACACGAGCUCGUUUCGAGGAAUUGAAUGCUGAUCUAUUCCGUUCGACAAUGGAACCAGUCGAAAAGGCAAUUCGUGAUGCAAAAAUGGACAAAGCAGCAAUUCAUGAUAUUGUUCUUGUUGGUGGAUCAACACGUAUUCCAAAGGUCCAAAAACUUUUGCAAGAUUUUUUCAACGGAAAGGAAUUAAAUAAAUCUAUUAAUCCUGAUGAAGCUGUCGCUUAUGGUGCCGCUGUCCAAGCCGCAAUUUUGCAUGGUGACAAGUCCGAAGAAGUACAAGACUUGCUUUUAUUGGAUGUAACACCAUUAUCUUUAGGUAUUGAAACUGCUGGAGGUGUUAUGAGCGUUCUUAUCAAGAGAAAUACAACAAUUCCAACCAAGCAAACUCAAACUUUCACAACAUAUUCUGACAAUCAACCAGGAGUUUUGAUUCAAGUCUUUGAAGGUGAAAGAGCUAUGACUAAGGACAAUAACUUGCUUGGAAAGUUCGAAUUAGCUGGAAUUCCCCCAGCACCAAGAGGAGUUCCUCAAAUUGAAGUUACAUUCGAUAUUGAUGCUAAUGGAAUUUUGAAUGUCACAGCUUUGGAAAAAUCAACAAACAAGGAAAAUAAGAUCACAAUUACAAACGAUAAGGGACGUUUGAGCAAGGAAGACAUUGAACGUAUGGUCAAUGAAGCUGAAAAGUAUCGUAAUGAGGAUGAUCUCCAAAAGGACAGAAUUGCUGCAAAGAAUGGCUUAGAAUCAUACUGCUUUAACAUGAAAUCAACAAUGGAAGAUGAAAAGUUAAAGGAUAAGAUCUCAGAAACUGACAAGAAAGUUAUCUUGGAUAAAUGUAAUGAUACCAUUAAGUGGCUUGAUGCUAAUCAAUUGGGCGAAAAGGAAGAAUAUGAACAUCGUCAAAAGGAAUUGGAAGGAAUUUGCAGUCCAAUUAUCACCAAAUUAUAUCAAUCAGCUGGUGGUGCAGCAAAUAUGCCAAACUUCCCAGGAGCAACUCCAAAUCCUUCAGGAGCAGCUCCAACCGCUGGAUCAGGUUCAGGCCCAACUAUUGAAGAAGUCGAUUAAAUAUUCAAUUUGCGGAACCAAAUAGCUUGUUUUUGCCAACUUGAUACGCUUCCCAUCAUUUAUUUUCUUUCAAAUUUUCACUUGAACUUACUUAAAGCUUGAAGUAAUAACCACCCAAAAAAAAUAUAAUUAAUAAUAUUCAGUAUUUUUAUUCUCCUUUUUCGUACAACAUUUAUAUUUUUAACUUAAAUUUCAUUCCGAAUCUUUGAAGUAAAAUAAAAGUAGAAAUUGACACAUGGUAUGAGUAUAAUUUAAAAAUAAACAGCAAGAACUGGAAGCAACAAAUAAAAACAUUUCAAGUUGAUU